Molecule: messenger RNA, 805 nt
Organism: Camellia sinensis
Lineage: Eukaryota; Viridiplantae; Streptophyta; Magnoliopsida; Ericales; Theaceae
Product: early nodulin-like protein 17
Cellular component (GO): plasma membrane
Molecular function (GO): electron transfer activity
Source: RefSeq, a predicted model, not a curated record
UCUAGGGAGGGGUUCAAAUUUUCUUGGAUCCCAUCCCAUAUAUAACUGCUACUGCUAUAUGUAGCUUUCUAUCCAUCCACUACAGAAUCGUUCGUUCUAGUGUAGUUGUAGUGAGUCAAAACAGAAAAUUAAAUUCCCACCAACCAAACAAGCCCACUAUGGCCACCUCACCUCAUCACCACCACCACAUCCUCACCGUCUUCCUCCUCAUCGCCGCCGCCGCCACCACCACCACCGUCACCGGCACCGACCACAUAGUCGGAGCCAACCGAGGAUGGAACCCCGGGAUCAACUACACCCUCUGGUCCAACAACCAAACCUUCUUCGUGAACGACAUGAUCUCGUUUAGGUAUCAGAAAACGCAGUACAAUGUGUUCGAAGUGAAUCAAACUGGUUACGAUAACUGUACCACUGAAGGAGCUACGGGGAAUUGGAGCAGUGGAAAAGACUUUAUUCUCCUUGAUAAGGCCAAGAGGUACUACUUCAUUUGCGGCAAUGGCGGUUGCUACAGCGGAAUGAAAGUUUCUGUGCUUGUUCACCCUCUUCCGCCGCCGCCUUCUUCUUCUCCCUCCGGCAAGACCUCCUUGUCGGAUUCCACCGCUAAGGACGGGUACAAGGUGCUUGGGAAGGUUGUGGUGGCGGUGGUUUCGUCGAUCUGGUUCGGAUUUGGCUGGAUCUAGCGGCGGUGGUUGUGGUGAUUGUUUGUUUUUCUAGGGUUCUUAGAGGAGCUAGCUCUGUGAUUGAGAUGUAUUAUUUGGGAAAUCAAAGAGAGAUUAUUAAAAAAAAGGUUUUUUCAGAUUUUUUA